ACUGCGUGCUGGAUUUCUAUCUUUUUUGCUACUGUGCCAGACAAGGCAAUAAAAAACAGAGUGGGGAAGUUGGAACAUCCGCAACUCAGACAAGGAUGACUCUGCUGCUGAAACCCAUCAGUGAAGUAUUUCUCUUCCAAAGCCAUUUCCAGCAUCCAAGGUUAAUUGCAAACUUUUCUUCUGUAUCAUGUUGUUCCGACAGAGAGAGUUACAAAGCUCAGACAAUGGUACGUGAAUUUGACCCGAAAAUCCCCAUAGAGAAAGCGCUCACUCCACCCAGCUCCUGGUACUCUGACCCCUCCUUUUACGCUUUUGAACUGGAUCGUGUCUUUUACAGGGGUUGGCAGGCUGUUGGGUAUUCUGAACAGAUAAAAGAAGCUCAUGAUUAUUUCACCGGCAGAUUGGGAAAUGUAGAGUUUGUGGUCUGCCGGGAUGAUAAUGGGAACAUUGCUGCUUUUCACAAUGUCUGUAGACAUCAUGCCUCUCUUCUUGUGUCUGGAAGUGGGAAAAAGUCUUGUUUUACAUGCCCUUACCAUGGAUGGACGUAUGAGUUAAAUGGAGCGCUUCGUAAGGCAACUAGAAUUUCAGGAAUACAGGAUUUCAUUGUAAAUGAAUUUGGACUUAUACCAAUAAAAGUUGCUACUUGGGGACCAUUUGUUCUUCUCAAUAUGGACAAGGAAAUUUUACAGAAGGAUGACAUUGAUACUGACAUCCUUGCUAGUGAAUGGCUUGGUAGCUGCUCAGAAAUAUUGAGCCUCAAUGGGGUUGAUUCCCCACUAACUUAUGUUUGUAGACGUGAAUACAUCAUUGAAUGUAACUGGAAGGUAUUCUGUGACAACUACUUAGAUGGUGGUUACCAUGUACCGUACGCGCACAAAGGCCUUGUAUCUGGUCUUACGCUUGAUUCAUACACCACCUCAAUAUUUGAAAAAGUUAGCAUCCAAAGUGUUGAAGGUGGCUCUAAAGAAACGAAAGAUGAUCGGCUUGGAUCAAAUGCUUUAUAUGCUUUCAUCUAUCCAAAUUUCAUGAUUAACAGGUAUGGACCUUGGAUGGACACCAAUCUGGUAAUCCCAUUGGGACCUAGGAGAUGCCUUGUAGUAUUUGACUAUUUUCUUGAAGCUUCUCUUAAGGAUGACAAAGCUUUCAUCGAGAGAAGUCUUGUGGAUAGCGAAAGAGUUCAGAUGGAAGACAUUACACUGUGUGAAGGUGUUCAAAGGGGUAUCGAAUCACCUGCAUAUUGCAGUGGAAGAUAUGCUCCAACUGUCGAGAAGGCCAUGCAUCAUUUCCAUUGUCUGCUUUAUGAUAAUCUCAUAAACUAAUUGACCUUGUAUUUGGGUAACAUGAUCGAAUGAACUCCAAUUUUAAAGCCUUCCAGGUAGUAUGAAUGUUGUUUUUGGAAUUUGAAUAAGUAGAAAUAAAGUGGGUACGUAGGACUGGACAUAUA
Messenger RNA from Theobroma cacao (cacao), 1444 nucleotides. Its product is annotated as choline monooxygenase, chloroplastic-like. Lineage: Eukaryota; Viridiplantae; Streptophyta; Magnoliopsida; Malvales; Malvaceae. The record is from RefSeq and is a predicted model, not a curated record. Gene Ontology annotation, molecular function: iron ion binding; 2 iron, 2 sulfur cluster binding.